Molecule: messenger RNA, 4585 nt
Organism: Capsicum annuum
Lineage: Eukaryota; Viridiplantae; Streptophyta; Magnoliopsida; Solanales; Solanaceae
Exons: 4
Coding region: 1200-2555 (451 amino acids)
Source: RefSeq, a predicted model, not a curated record
CUGUUCGGGUAGGAUAGUGAGUGUCAGGAGAGAGAAAAGAAUUAGAAGCGUCUCUCAUAGGUUCACCAAUUUAUUGACUCUUGCCAGGUAGCCCGAUGUCUCAUCGUAAGAUGUUGGUGAGUCUUGGGGCCAAGGGCUUCUUCACAGCCUGAAACCCGGUUCCCAAUCCCGUAAGUCACUUCGUUCUCCAGUCUCCUUCUAGGCUUCUAGUAGCCCUUCUUCCUUCCACCAAGAUAAACUGGAACCUUAUAGCAAGAAUAGCCCUAGAGGGUCUUACCCUUACUCCAGACUUAGACACUCUAUCCAAUGCACACAUUUUUUUUUUUUAAAAAAAACUAUGGGCUCAUAAUUACUCUUCCCUUUUAACGGAAUGCCAUCGCACCGCCAAUGUGGAAAAAAAAAGCCACCGGCCUAAUGAGGAGCAAAGCAGCGGUCCGUUUUCACGGCUAUGUCGAGCCUCUUGCCGUAACUUUCUCCUUUCUCCUCUUCUCUCCUCUCCUCAGUGUGACGAUUGGAGCUUCCAUGACGACUUAUCUCUCGUAGUGUCCAAUUCAGUUUAUCAAUUGUAAUAGCUAGUUUGUAUUGAAUUUGGAUUAGCAAUAAAAUUCCCCUUUCGCGAUUCCAAUUUCCCUUUCAUUAUCGAAGUACAUAACAAUUGGUAUCGGAGACACGAACCUGUCUCGAUUGUGGGUAGUAAUUCGAAGAAGAUGUUUGCCGAAUCAUCGACUUUGGCUGAAUUGGUUGAACGAAACAAUGCCAAUAGAAGGGCCCUUGUGGAUGGAAUUUCAGGAAUAAUUGUGGAUUUAAAACCAUUUCAGAGUUGGGGUGAGGAUUGCAUAUGCAUUGUUGACUGCCAAUGCAACUCUUGCGUCUAUGGGUGUUUACGUAAUGUUGACUGCCAAUGCGGUUUUUGACUUAAUGUCUAUUUGGGGGAAAUGAAUGAAGGGGACAACCAAUCUAAGGUGGGUUCUUGCAACCAAGCUAUUGCUGAACUGCUGAAGGUGGAAAAUAACAGUGAGGUCAAUUUACAAUACAAUGUGGACAGGUGUUUGGCAAAUGUCCUCAAUGGGCAGAAGAUGAAAUUCUAGUUAAACUUCACUCCAUCCACAAUACAAACACCACGGGGAUUGAAAUCGUGGACUUACUUUUGGAUUCACGUCACUUAUGUUCUUGAUGUUGAGGAUACAAUAUCAAAAUUGAUGUGUCUCGACGAUCUGCCAUGCAAGGGACAUAAGCUUGACAUAGAGUUUGGUGACAAGCUAUUCAAUAUAAAGCUGGAAAGGCAUUGUUUGGCAGAAUGUUGUGGCCCUCUUACAACUACUGGUUUGCUUCCACAUGCUUUGGGUUUAUACAGUUGUAAUUGGGUUGACACGGGGCAAGCUUUUUGGGCUUUCCUUGAUAGGGUAAAGUCGGGUAUGUAUUCAUUCGGUUGUAGUUUGCUUACCACAUUUCUUGGCACUACAAAACAUUAUGCAAUUACUGUUGUGGAUGAAAUUACUGUUGUGCAUAUGUUAUCUUGUCAUAUUGAUUCCACGCCCAAUGAUCAAGGUAUUUUGAAUCAAUUUUCUUUUGAUCCCGGAGCAAACUUGUUUAUUGUAACCCCUGGCGGAUACCUCCAAAUUCUACAAUUACGACUUGGACCAUAUGUACACACUUUAUUACCUGGGAAGGACAUAUUUCAGCGUUGGGUUCUAGGAAUUAGUUGCGAGUUCAUGGCUACAAGAUUAAGUGCUGCUAGACUGUCUGUGUUGCCUCAAAGGAGUGGCUGUUUUCUGUGGCAUGUGGACUCCAUAUUUGGUGUUGUAAGCCAUCCAUUUUUUGUUGCGAUAAAGUUUCAGCUUCACAUUACCAUUCAGAGCACACUCCUUGAUAAGCCGAGAAAGUGCGGAAAAAUGAAUGAAAUGACCCGAGUCAAUUCAUGGCUUGAAUGUACCUUAGGCUUACUCAUUUGCAAUUGGUUUGAUAUUGGACAGGUUCUAUGGACUUUCCCUGAUAGGGUAGAGUUAGGUAUGUCUUCAUUCCUACAUGUGCUCAUUGCUUAUUCUGACGGGCUGAUUAAUAAACCUACUGCUGACUUCUUCUCUUAUGGUUUUGAGAAGGAAAAUAAUGGAACUAUUAUAGUUUUUGACCCUGGAGGUACUAUCUUGGAUGUGAUUGAUAUCAAUUAUAUGAAGCCUAUUAAGUUCAAGUUGUCAUUACUACGCACUAUUGCUCGGUUACGUCUACUAAGUUGUGAUACAGUGGAGGUUCUUCCCUUGUUGUUUUGGUCAUAUCAGUUGUUUGAUGGAUCUACUGCUACUGUAGUCUAUGUCCAAAAGGAAGAAAGGAAGUAUCAAUUUGCAGUCUUCAUUGAGAGGAAUGAACUUCUUGUGUUACUCUUGCCGCAUUUAAACACUUGUAGCGUGCUUCUUCUCUGGGCUUCUCCUUUGAGGAUAGUCCAACUAUAUGGAAGCAUGACUGGUACACUUGUGAAUGUGAAUGCUUUACAUCUUUUGUAUGAUGCAUUCAGAUAUGUAGUGAUUGUCUUCGCCAAUUUUGAGUGUUGUGGUAGAUAAAGAUCAAAUUAGAUGUGAAUGUCGACUUUUUCAUGGAUCCGGAGGUUCAUUUGCAGCUGUUUGCACACCAAAAAUAUCAAGUUAGAGUCAUUAUGAGGAAAUAACUAAUUACAACUUAAGAGGACUGUUAAGUGACAACAAAGCAAAUGGACAUAUUUUUGUGAUAAAUUGGUUGGCUCAGUGGAUAUUGCUUAUUCUACUAAAGCUUACUUCAGAAAAUUUCCGCGAAAGAGUGAUUAAGUAUGUGAUAGUCUUGUUGCUUAAUCUAAAUUGCAAUUCAGGAAGGUUUUGCUUGUGUAAACACAUUCAUGGGCUUUUAUAUUUUGGGAGCGGAAAAUUGCAAUCUCUUCCUGUCUCAAAACUUCAAUUCAAAAAAAAAGGGUAUACAGACAGUUUGAAGUUGCUUCAGUUGUUGAACACUGGCUAGCACUUUUUCUAAAGGAACGGACUUCACUUCUUUUAUCUGCAAUUGUCCACGAUAAUAUGCAGCUCGUGAUUGCUUCAAUUGAGCAACUCGUUUACCUGCAAGUUGGUUAUUGGCAUUGGUAUUUUUGUGGGUGCUCUAUACUCCCUACGACACAAUCCAGAUCCUCAACUGCUAGUCAAGUAUUCAACAAUGUCCUUGAGGACAAGGUCGAAUUUAAGCGGGAAGGAUUGUCAUGACCUGCAUUAGUUGUCACGUGAGAGAUAUACGUUAGUGUCACGUGAGAGGCACGGACAGUCCACUUCAAUAAAGUGAAGCAGGGAAGGACUCAUUUUGGUGAGAGUUGCCUGCUAUUAAGAUGCAGCAACGAUACUUACUCCAUCUUGCCAUGCUUGCACAUUUAUCUCACGCCAUUGACGGAAUUUCGUGGUGUUUAUGCAUAUGGAUUUUUCUUUAUGUCAUGCGUCCUGACUUCCAAUUAACAACCGCUGUUAUGCCUCACUUCAAGCUAGUUGGGGCGAUUCUAUGAAUCUUCAUUAUUUUUUCUUCAUUUAAGCUCAUCUCAUCAUGCUUUGUGAUGUUAAAAUUUUCGAUGUUAAGAUUACUAACAUGUUACACAUGCAUGAUAUAUAGAAUAUCACUGGCUUUAUGUAAUAAUCUACUUCUCUGUGUAGCCGGAAAAUGUGUUUUGACAUGGGAAGAGGAAAAGAAUGUUGAUCUUAGUUGUGUGUAUAUUCUUCUUGUAUUCAUUUAGUGGCAUGAUGCUGUUGGUUUUCUUUUUUUGGUUAUGACACUCCUGCAUAAUUGGAUAUAGAAUUUGGUUAUAAACGUCACUACUGCUAAGAGGAAAUCUAACGCAUGGUGCCUGAGAUUUUGUUUAUAUGGUUCUUAAUGGUUUAGCAAAGGUAGGAUUUAAUCUAAAAUUUAUGAAGUGUUGUAUCAAAGAAUUUCAGUGGCUCUUUCUUAUCAGCAGCUGUGAGUUUGUUCUUGUUUGUUAGUAAGUUAUUGGGAAAAUCCAAAUCUAAAGAUGAUCAUUUUAGGGAGCAUAUGCUUGGUUCGUCUUGAUUUUAGCUCUAUCAACUACUUGGUCUUCCAGCUCUGUAACAUAUCAGGUGUCUCCUUGCCAGAUCUCUCUUUCUAGCUUCCAAUCCAACAUACUUGGAAACGUUUGCAUAUACUUGAUAUGGAUGUAUUUGACAAAUUGAAACUAGUAAUAGUGGUGUUUCCCUCCUGGUUUACUUGAAUGUGAAGUAGGCACAGUAUUUUCAGUAUAUAUAAGAAACAGGAGGGAGUCCUUUGCCCCGAGUACAUGGAUGGGCUCAACACAGAUGUUCUGGCUUAGCCUCUGCCUCUUUUGUGAAGAUUGAAUUGAGUGGACUCUGAAAGAUCUAAUGGUCAGCCUGAAAAACAAAGUGACGAUACCCAUUAGUCACCCAACUCGUUUUGUCCCGUAUAAAAUAUGAGCGAGUUGGGUUAUGCUCCGAUUUGUUUUGCCCCCACCACAAAUAUGUAAAAAGAAGGAAGAGCCUUGCAUGUUCCUUGUUGAAUCUUUACAUGAAAACUUAUAUUUUUUUUUCAUCUCGAUAAAAUCAUCUUUUAUGAGCAA